Molecule: messenger RNA, 1047 nt
Organism: Penicillium subrubescens
Lineage: Eukaryota; Fungi; Ascomycota; Eurotiomycetes; Eurotiales; Aspergillaceae
Product: Allergen
Exons: 1
Coding region: 1-1047 (348 amino acids)
Cellular component (GO): extracellular region
Molecular function (GO): IgE binding
Source: RefSeq, a predicted model, not a curated record
AUGCACUUCUCCAAGUCUCUGACGCUGCUGGCAGCCCUGACCAGCAGUGCCGUUGCUCGCCACGGUCACAAUGCUCUUCAUGAAGGCCAUCUCCGUCGCGGAGAUACCGGCAGCACAGUCACUCUGACUACCACCAACACCGUCUAUGUCUGCCCGUGUGAUUCGUCGACCUCAACCAGUAUUGCGUCAAUCUCCACGCCGAUCCCCGAGACUACUUCGACCUCGACUGCUGUCUUGACUACCUCUACUUCCACUUCGACUUCCACUUCUACAUCGACCUCGAUCUCCACUUCGAUCUCAUCUUCAACCUCGAUUGAGCUCUCUACUUCGACUGUGGCUUCAUCGACCUCCACUACCGCUGCUGCUUCCACCACUUCCUCCGGCGCCAGUGCCGACUGGACCUCUGUCCCCUCCAGCGGCGAGUACUGCACCACCGGCUUCGGUGGUGUCACCAAAUCUUCCGGCUCCGGUGAUACUUACGUCGGCAACGUCGGCAGCCCCUACGGCACCAACAUCCAGGAGGUAUCCGCCUCCGAAGCCAGCAGCUACAAGUACGUCGUGCAAUUCCAGGGCUCCAACACCGAGGCCUGGAAGGUCGUGAUCUGGAACAAGAUCGGCCCUGAUGGCAAGAUGGACGGCUGGUACGGCAAGGCCUGCCACAGCUUCACUCUCGCGGCCGGUGCGACCAAGUACUACGCCUUCGACACCGACUCCCAGGGCGGCUGGACUGCUGCCAAGGCCUCCAUCCCCACCAACGCCUAUGGUAGCUACGCUUCCACCUGGGGUGAAUUUGACUUCGGGUCAACCGCCAACGAUGGCUGGUCAGGUUUUGACGUUUCUGCUAUUCAAGCCCAGAAAGCCGAUCUCACCGUCCAGGGUAUGAAAAUUUGCAGUGCCCUCUCCGACGGUACUUGCUCUUCCAUCACUAAGGGUGCCGGUACCGUUGACAACGCUUAUACUUCUGCUCUCGCCGAUAAGGGCGGUAUUGGUGGUAACCUAGUUGCCGGUCCGGUCCGUCUUGCCGUUACCCUGGACUACUGCGGUUAA